Messenger RNA from Amaranthus tricolor (Joseph's coat), 2235 nucleotides. RefSeq names its product cysteine protease XCP1-like. Gene Ontology annotation, cellular component: lysosome. NCBI's taxonomy places the organism in Eukaryota, Viridiplantae, Streptophyta, Magnoliopsida, Caryophyllales, Amaranthaceae. The transcript has 5 exons. The record is from RefSeq and is a predicted model, not a curated record. The coding region runs from base 305 to 1924 and encodes 539 amino acids. Gene Ontology annotation, molecular function: cysteine-type endopeptidase activity.
GUUUUACUUAAUUAGAAUACAUUUUUAAGUUAUUAUGAAAAUUUUUCAAAACCCAUCUCAAUCGUACCUAAUCUUUAUAAACAAAUCUCAACUAUGAAUAGUUUAAGAGCACUCCAAUUUUAGACUCUUUUAAUUGAUCUAACUAAAUAAGUUGGAACAGAAAUCUGCAACAAAUACAUUAUUGUAGAAUUAACGGACGGUUCAAAUGUUCACCUAAUCAAAUCACUAGGCAAUAAACUCACUCAACAAGACCCACAUCAACUCAUUUUGCUAGAAAUCAAACCCGGCAACCCGGUUUACAAACAUGGAUACCCAUAAAUCAAUCCGCCAUCAUCUUCCUUCGCAAUCGCUGCUCUUCUUUACACUAUUCUCUCUCUUCCAAUCAUGUCUCUGCUGGACCGGCCUCUCGGUUCAGUACUCCAUUACAGGCUUCGAACCGGAAUACCUUCAAUCAGAGAACCGGAUGAUGGAGUUGUUUCAACAAUGGAAGAAAAAACAUGGGAAGUCAUACGAAAACAGUGAGGAAUUAAUGAACCGUUUUCAGAAUUUCAAGUGUAAUUUGAAAUACAUCGUAGAGAGAAACUCGAACCGGAGUGGGAAUUCUAUGGGUUUAAACCGGUUCAGUGAUAUGAGCAAUGAAGAGUUUAGGGAGAAGUAUAUAGGGAAGGUGAAAGGCUUGGUUGAGUUGAGUCAACGGAAGCAUACGCGCGCGCGGUCAGUGUUAAUGUGUGACGCGCCGCCGUCUUUGGAUUGGAGAGAAAAGGAAGUGGUUACUCCGGUCAAAGAUCAAGGUGUUAGUGGAAGCUCCUGGGUGUUCUCUUCUAUUGGUGCCAUUGAAGGAAUCAACGCAAUCAAUAAAGGAGAACUAGUUACCUUCUCAGAGCAAGAGCUCUUGAGCUUCAACAAGAGUAAUUAUGACGGUAAAGGGGGACACAUUCGAAAUGCAUUUGAGUGGGUCAUAAACAAUGGUGGUGUUGUUAGUGAAGCUAAUUGUCCUUACACCACAGCUGAUGGUACCUGUUCUACCACCAAGGCUGUGAACAGUAUAGUACACAUUGAUGGCUAUGGAAAUGUGGAAGAAUCAGAUACUGCUCUCAUGUGUGCCACUGUUAAUCAGCCAAUAAGAGUUGGUAUCGAUGCAUCCUCUAUCGAUUUUCAGCUAUAUACUGGGGGAAUCUACGCUGGUUCUUGCUCGAGCAAUCCAGCUGACAUUACUCAUGCUGUCUUGAUUGUUGGCUAUGGCUCGGAAGGGGACACCGAUUAUUGGAUAGUGAAGAACUCUUGGGGCACUACUUGGGGAAUGGAUGGCUACAUUUACAUAAAAAGAAACACAAACUUAACCUAUGGUGUUUGUGCAAUUCAUGCCUUAGCUUCUUACCCAAUACAGACAACUUCAGCCAAAUCUCCAUCUUCUGCUCCAUCAGAUUCGCCGCCUUUACCUCCACAGCUCGCUCCACCAAAUCCUUCACCACUUCCUUCUGCUCCUGCUCCUUCACCACCACUGACACCUCCCUCUCCAACACCAUCUUCUCCCUCGCCUCCUCCUCUGUCACCUCCUCCUCCUCCUCCUACCCCGUCUCCCACUCCAUCUCAUAAAUGUGGGUCAUUAUCUUACUGUCUGCCGGGCCAGACUUGCUGUUGCCUCUACGAGUUUUUAGGGUUUUGUCUAAUACAAGGUUGCUGUGAUUAUAGCAAUGCCGUUUGCUGCCCUGAAUCAGACUAUUGUUGCCCUGUCGAAUAUCCCAUUUGUGAAGCUGAUACUGGACUAUGCUUGAAGAAUUAUGAAGAUAAACUUGGUGUUGCGAUGAAGAAAAAGAAGUGGGCGAAGCACAUAUUAUCCUUGAAUAAACAUGAAGAAAGUGCUGGGGAUGUUACUUAUCAGACCCUCAAAUGGAGGAGAAACUGGUUUGCAGCAAUUCGAUGAUUUUGUUAGUUGCACAAUCCCUUGUUCAUGUCAUUAAAGGCAAUCUCGUAUUGUCGUCAGUUAUUAAUUCUCGAGGUUGUCGUGUUGACGAUUGUUUAUUACAUUUGCAACUUCAUUUUUUAUCGAAAUGAUGUAUCAUUGUUUUGAUCGAAAAUAAGUCGAAAGACCUUGUAGAUUUGGGUCGAACAUGCAUGAAGUAAUGUACAAAGAAAUAAGGGUGGUGUAACUUGACUGAUGUUUGUGCAAAAUAAUUUGCCCAAAAUACCUGCUCAUUACUCAAUAGUAAAUGUAUAAACGUUUCAAAUUUUGAA